AUGUGUCAAUCAUCGCAGUCAAAAGAAAAUAUAAUUAUUGGACAAAAUGCUGCUGGAUCAGCUGCCAACCAAGCUUACAUAGAAGAAUUAAAAUCCAGCAUCGGAAUAUCUAACAUUUUCAUGGGAAUUGUGGUGUUGAUUGUAUUGCUGGCGGCUAGCAUCGGAGCUUAUAAGGUUUACAAGCGAUGCCACAGGCGAUGGAUUCAGGAAGAAGUUAAUUCAUUGGCACUACAACGAGCUACAAGAAUGAUUCGACGCGGCGGUUCUCAAAAAUCAUCGAACGAAGGAGACGACAUCUUUUAUUUCACAAUCUCUUCGAAUACAAUAAUUCGUUUCGACAAAAAUGAGACGAACAUAUGGCGCCCGAACAGGGACUUCCAAGAAGACUUCCAAGAAGACUUCCAAGAAGACUUCCAAGCAAUAAGCAAUCCAGCACCAGAACACGUGGCCGUCAUCUUAUGCCGAGCAGUGACGCAGCGAAAACCGCACCUCGCAGCA
Molecule: messenger RNA, 498 nt
Organism: Brenthis ino (lesser marbled fritillary)
Lineage: Eukaryota; Metazoa; Arthropoda; Insecta; Lepidoptera; Nymphalidae
Source: the annotation of a GenBank genome assembly